AUGUAUCUAGGUCCAAAAAUGGUUCUUCAUUAUGGAGACUUGACGGAUUCAACUAAUCUUGUUCAUAUUGUUUCACAAGUACUUCCAACUGAAAUUUAUAAUCUUGGAGCUCAAUCUCAUGUCAAAGUUUCUUUUGAUAUGGCUGAAUAUACUGGUGAUGUUGAUGCUUUAGGAACUUUACGUUUAUUAGAUGCCAUAAGGACUGUUGGUUUAACAAAUCAUGUCAGGUUUUAUCAGGCAUCCACAUCUGAACUUUAUGGUAAAGUUGUGGAAACCCCACAGUCAGAAACCACACCAUUUUAUCCUCGUUCACCCUAUGGUGUAGCUAAACUUUAUGCCUAUUGGAUUGUUGUCAAUUACCGCGAGGCAUACAAUAUGUUUGCUUGUAAUGGUGUUUUGUUCAAUCACGAAUCUCCACGUAGAGGUCGUACUUUUGUAACUCGUAAAAUUUCUAGAGCCGUAGCUGAAAUUCACCUAGGUAAACAAAGCUGUCUAUAUCUUGGUAACAUUGAUUCUAAGCGUGAUUGGGGUCAUGCAAGAGAUUAUAUUGAGGGAAUGUGGUUGAUGUUACAACAAGAUCAUCCAGAUGAUUUUGUUUUAGCCACAGGUGAAACUCACACUGUCCAAGAAUUUGUUGAAAAAUCAUUUGCUGUAAUUAAUAAAACCAUUAUUUGGAAAGGCGAAGGUGAAAAUAUAGUUGGAAGCGAAGCUGAUACCGGAAUAGUUCGUGUGCGUGUGGACCCAAAAUACUUCCGUCCAACUGAAGUUGAUCUUUUGCUUGGUGAUCCUACUAAAGCUUAUAAUAAACUUGGUUGGAAACGUAAAGUUGAUUUUGAUUCACUUGUAAAGGAAAUGGUUUUGGCUGAUAUUGAGGAAAUUCAACAACAACAAUAA
Molecule: messenger RNA, 894 nt
Organism: Entrophospora sp. SA101
Lineage: Eukaryota; Fungi; Glomeromycota; Glomeromycetes; Entrophosporales; Entrophosporaceae
Source: the annotation of a GenBank genome assembly